Messenger RNA from Purpureocillium lilacinum, 2889 nucleotides. RefSeq lists its product as uncharacterized. Lineage: Eukaryota; Fungi; Ascomycota; Sordariomycetes; Hypocreales; Ophiocordycipitaceae. The record is from RefSeq and is a predicted model, not a curated record. Gene Ontology annotation, biological process: maturation of SSU-rRNA. Gene Ontology annotation, molecular function: snoRNA binding; protein binding. Gene Ontology annotation, cellular component: small-subunit processome; Pwp2p-containing subcomplex of 90S preribosome.
AUGGUGAAGUCGUACCUCAAGUACGAGCACGCCAAGUCAUUCGGUGUCGUGACGACAAACACCUCCAACAUUGUCUGGACGUCCAAGGAUCGAACUGGCACAGGCGCUGGGCAGGCUGUCGUCGCCGCAAAUGAAGAAGUUCUUUGCUGGGAUGUCAAGAAGGGCGAGCUACUGGGCCGGUGGCGGGACGAGCGCUGCACGGUGCCCGUCACGGCGAUUGCCCAGAGCAAGACCGACAACGACGUCUUUGCCGUCGGCUACGAAGAUGGCAGCAUUCGCCUCUGGGACAGCAAGAUCUCUACCGUCAUUCUCAAUUUCAAUGGUCACAAGUCGGCAAUCACGAAACUCGCGUUCGACAAAUCCGGCGUUCGCCUAGCAAGCGGGUCCAAAGACACCGACGUUAUCAUAUGGGACCUUGUUGCAGAAGUCGGUCAAUUUAAGCUGCGUGGGCACAAGGAUCAGAUCACAGGGCUGGAGUUUGUCGAGCCCGAAACCCAGGUGCAAGAUGAAGACGGAACCAAGGCCAUGGUUCUCGACGGCCAAGACACAUCCGAUGGCUACCUCCUUACAACUGGCAAGGACUCCCUACUCAAGCUGUGGGAUCUCUCUUCAAGGCACUGCAUCGAGACGCACAUCUCUCAGACGAACGGCGAAUGCUGGGCGCUCGGCAUGUCGCCGGAUCUAAGCGGCUGCAUCACUGCUGGCAAUGACGGAGAGCUCAAGGCCUGGUCGCUUGACGCAGAGGGUCUCGCAUCGACUGCGCGGCGGGUAGACGUAUCAUCAACCACACAGUACUUGUCGGAUCGUGGCACUUUGCAUCGCCAGAGCAAGGACCGAGCCACCGAAGUCAUCUUUCACCCGCAAAGAGACUACUUUGCAGUCCACGGAUCAGAGAAAGGGGUCGACGUGUGGCGCAUAAGGUCAGAAGCCGAAGUCAAGAAGAGCUUGGCCCGCAAGAGAAGGAGGCGGAGGGAAAAAGGCAAAGACGGCAAGCAGCAGGACGAGGAAGCACAGAACGCCGACGAUACAGCCGAGGACGUCUCGAAAGCAGACAUUAGUGACAUUUUCGUCCAGUACGUCAUUGUGCGCACGGGCGGAAAGGUUCGGUCUGUGGACUGGGCAUUAGCCGGUUCUCAAAAGGAUCUUCAUCUCUUGGUCGGCACGACAAACAACCAACUCGAGUACUACAGCGUCCCGUCAAGGGAUAGGAGCGACCGCAAGAAGAAGGAUGAUGUGCCGGAUUACACACGAACGCUUGCCGUUGAGCUGCCUGGCCACCGUGCCGACAUCCGGGCACUGGCUCUCAGCUCGGACGACAAGAUGUUGGCUUCGGCUGCGAACGGAUCCAUGAAGGUGUGGAACAUCAAGACGCAGACAUGUAUUCGCACCUUUGAGUGCGGAUAUUCUCUAUGCUGCGCAUUCCUACCAGGAGACAAGGUCGUCGUAGUAGGCACGAAGAGUGGCGAGCUUCAGCUUUUUGACGUUGCAUCUGCCUCGUUGCUGGACAGCGUUCAAGCUCACGAGGGGGCGAUCUGGUCCUUGAACGUCCACCCCGAUGGGCGAUCCGUGGUUUCUGGAAGCGCCGAUAAGACGGCCAAAUUCUGGGAUUUCAAGAUCGUCCAGGAAGAAGUUCUUGGCACGAAGCGAACUACACCAAAGCUCAAACUGGUGCAGUCCAGGACGCUCAAGGUGGCUGAUGACAUCCUAAGCCUCAAGUUCUCACCAGAUGCCAAGUUGUUGGCAGUCUCAUUGCUGGACAACACUGUCAAGGUCUUUUUCGUCGACUCACUCAAGCUCUACCUCAAUCUCUACGGCCACAAGCUGCCAGUUCUCAGCAUGGAUAUAUCGUACGAUAGCAAACUCAUCGUUACGAGCUCGGCAGACAAGAACAUCAGGAUAUGGGGCCUGGAUUUUGGAGACUGCCACAAGGCUCUCUUUGGACACCAAGACAGCAUCCUGCAAGUGGCGUUUGUUCCUCACAACUCCGACGGAAAUGGGCACCACUUUUUCAGCAGCAGUAAGGAUAAGACGAUCCGAUACUGGGACGGAGACAAGUUUGAGCAAAUUCAGAGACUGGACGGCCACCACGGAGAGGUCUGGUCGAUUGCCAUCAGCCGGACUGGGAACUUCCUUGUCAGCGCAGCGCACGACAAGAGCAUCCGGGUGUGGGAGGAGACCGAUGAGCAGAUCUUCCUCGAGGAAGAACGCGAAAAGGAGAUUGAGGAGCUGUACGAGAGCACCCUGACAACCUCGCUCGAAAGGGACGAGGAUGCCGAGGACGAGAACGGAGAAGUUGCGGCGGCCAGCAAGCAGACCACGGAGACGCUCAUGGCCGGCGAGCGGAUACAAGAAGCUCUCGAGAUGGGCAUGGCAGAUCUGAACCUCAUGAAGGAGUACGAGGCGGCCAAGCUGUCAGACCCCAACGCCAUGCCCCCGCAGCGCAACCCCGUGUUUCUGGCCCUGGGCAACAUCAGCGCCGAGGAGCACGUCAUGUCCGUGCUGCAAAAGAUCAAGGCCUCGGCGCUACACGACGCGCUGCUGGUCCUUCCGUUCGCGACCGUCCCCAUUCUGUUUACAUUUCUCAACCUUUUCGCCCUGCGGUCGAUGAACAUGCCCCUGACGUGCCGCAUCCUCUUCUUCAUGAUCAAGACGCACCACCGGCAGAUUGUGGCGAGCCGGACCAUGAAGACGAUGAUGGACGGCAUCAGGGCGAACCUGAGGGCCGCGCUGAAGCGGCAAAAGGACGAAAUGGGCGUCAACAUUGCGGCGCUCAAGGUGGUGGGCAUGCAGAUCCGUGACAAGAGCGUCAAGGAGUACGUGGACGAGACUUGGGAAGACGAGAGCGCCGAGAGAAGCGCCAAGAAGAGGGCGUUUAUGCAUGUGGCGUAA